UAAAAUAGCUCAUUUUCUUCUUCUUCCUCCCCAAUUCAAACCGCUUCACAGAGGAAUCUCUCCAAUGGCGGCGACGGAGAAGCCAGUGAUGGUGAUCGGCAUCGACGACAGUGAAUAUGCAAUCGCCGCUCUGGAGUGGACACUAGAUCACUUCUCUUCAGCCAUAUAUCCUCCUCCUUUCAAGAUCAUCGUUGUCCACGCCAAACCGAUUCCCGAAACCUUCGUCGGAGUCGCCGGACCGGGAAUGGUUUUUGGAUCGGAACCUGGACUGUACCAAGUUUUGGAUCAGAAUUUGAAGAGAAAGGCCGCCAGAAUCAUCGAGAAAGCGAGAGAGAUCUGCGCCGCUAAAUCGGUGAGUGAAGUGAAGUUUGAGGUGGAAGAAGGAGAUGCUAGGUAUGUACUGUGCAAGGCGGUUAGUGAGCACAAUGCUUCAAUGCUGGUGGUGGGAAGCCAUGGCUAUGGAGCCAUUAAGAGGGCGUUGUUAGGGAGUGUAAGUGAUUAUUGCGCGCAUAAUGCUCCAUGCACUGUCACAAUAGUGAAGCCUAAAACUGGCGCCUGAAACAAUCAAAAACUCCAGGUAAGCUGCUUCUUGUUCUCCACUGUAAAUAAAAUAAAUGCAUUUUUCUUCCCCUUUUUUUCUUUUUUCCUUUUUCUUUAAUAAAUAUUUCUUUGUAAA
Messenger RNA from Cucurbita moschata (crookneck pumpkin), 676 nucleotides. RefSeq names its product universal stress protein PHOS34-like. The record is from RefSeq and is a predicted model, not a curated record. Bases 65 to 559 code for a protein of 164 amino acids. Lineage: Eukaryota; Viridiplantae; Streptophyta; Magnoliopsida; Cucurbitales; Cucurbitaceae. The transcript has 4 exons.